UCAUAAGAAAGCAAAAAAAACAUAUUUUCGCGUAUUUUUUUUCAAACAACUAAGAAAGACCGUGGAAAAACGAAAAGUUAAAAGCAACCAUUUUAAAAGCCAAAAAUGCAUGCAAAAAAAACAAAAUCCAAAAGAAGCACCCAGGAUGCGACACAUGGUGACGGCUGAGAGCGCGCCAAGUAACACGCUCUCAGCUUAUCACAAGUGAUUGUUGCGGGGCUCUCGAAGGAGCACUCAUCAACAAGUUGCUCUCCCCUUUUAGCUUGCGUGGCAGACCGAUCCUCGAGCCGGCCUUUUAUAAAGGCUGAUAUGGGCCGUACCGUGCCAGGCUUUUAUCUAGGCGUGCCGGCCCGCCAGGUCUGCUUGUUAGGUAAAGAAACCUACAUUGCCUCGUCAAAAAAGAAAAAGGGUAAAGAAACCUACCGAUUCAGGAGUCAAACGAUCUUCACGUCCAUGGCCACACCGCCACAGCCCCCAUGGAGUGGAUGAUGCUCGAGCCCUUCGUGUUCCGCAGGGACGGAGAUUCUUCCUUCCCGGACGACCGGACCGCGCCCUUCAGGGCCGAAGGCAUCAGCUCCCACGGCGGCCCCUUCACCGUCGCCUUCCGCGUCGUCGCCCCCCCGGCCAUCUCCCGCCUCUACCUGCGGUGGUCGGGCGGCCCAAAGGCAGGCUCUUCGUGCGAUAUUGUGGCGGCGCAUCGCAACCUCCUCCUGUUCAGGCUCACCUCCAACCCUGUCAAGGGGAAGGAUGAGGAGUCCCUGAUUUGGCCGCAGGAGUACUUCAUCUGCCAAGGAUCUUCGCACCAGCCAACGCUGCAGCUCCACCGGAUCCCCAUGUUCACCCAGCGCUCUCUGCAUCUUCGCUCUGUCGGCAUCUUGUCCCGCCCUGAAGGAAAAUUCGUCAUGGCGCAGCUGCGCCUAAGUGAAUCCCGUUUGCCGGCGAAGAUGGAAGCCGAACUGUGCGUUCUACGCUCCAACAAGUGGGAGCUGCUUCGGAAUCUGCAGAUAAAGUACGAAGCCCAUGAAUUAUCCGACUUGAUCCAUUGGAGAACUGACAGAGUGAUCCCUUUCGAAAACUAUCUGUGCUGGCUUAGUUACUUCAGUGGAGGCACCCUGUUCUGUGACGUGUCUGAAAAAAAGCCUAAAAUCUCCUACCAUCGGCUGCCUAUUCAUGACCGAUGUCGCGGUGCAGAUCUACACCGGUUGCGUGAUAUGAACUGCUCUUUGUGCACCACCGAUUCCGGCAGUAAGCUCAUGUUCGUUAGUGUUGCCCCGGAGGAUCAUGAGAUAGUUGGCCCAAUGCUUCCUGGUACGGAUUUUGUUGUAACCUGCCAUACUUUGAGGACACAAGACAUGGUGUGGGAAGAGACGUUCGUCAUCACAUCUCAUGAAAUAUGGGGUUCCAAUGCCUCUCUCUCAUACAAUGCUCUGAUGUUUCCUCUUGUGAGUGUGGCCAAGUCAAAUGAGCUAUACUUUCUAUUGCCUGAGAAAGGGGAGCGUGCAAUUGACAAGGUUUCGGCGAUUGGUGUUGAUACUAUUACCAUGCAUACGGAGAUUCAUCAGUACAUUAAAGGAGAGGAAGACCUCGGGGGUGAAGAUGAUGACAUGGUUAGGCAAAAGUCCCAUCUUCUCCAUCCCUUUAUUCCCUCCGAGUUCCCAAAGUUUUUCUGGCCUCACCAGCUUUGGCGGCCGCUUAGCCGUCACCAGGAUCGCGAUGCCAUCACCUCCAUCAUCGCCGGCCUUCGCUCGAUGGCUCUCCGCUUCGCACCGCCGCUCCCUCCGCCACCUCCCGAGCCGGAUUAGAUCCUUUGUUGCUGUUUCGAACGAUGCGGUUGUCCCGCCUCCUUUGUUUAUUUCCAGGGCUUGUUGAGUUGUGCCCUCAGCAGAACCCCUUGUACUUUGUGUUGUGGUACUCUGUGUGUGUGUGGGUGAACCUUGUUGUAUUGUGUGGCUCUGGUGGUUUGCUUUAUCUAUAAAGCGGGGCGAAAGCCUUUUUCGGUAAUUAUGAUGGUAAUGGUAAAGUGAUCACCAAUGUGUUGGAUAGACGAA
Molecule: messenger RNA, 2048 nt
Organism: Aegilops tauschii subsp. strangulata
Lineage: Eukaryota; Viridiplantae; Streptophyta; Magnoliopsida; Poales; Poaceae
Source: RefSeq, a predicted model, not a curated record